CCCAAGCUACAAAUACAUUCUUUUCUUUUUCUAGAGAGUUAUGAAAGCUUCAUAUCGCCAUAUGCUCCUUUUUCUGGUAGCAUUGAUCUUCUUCUUAAACGAUGCUCACAUGGCGUCUGUUGUUGAUCCCAUAUACGGAUUUGUUGAGGUAAUGUUAAACGAAAGCAACUUUGAGUACCAGAAGCCUUAUGAUACACCACUAUGUCAACGUUACAUAUACCAAAAUGGGAUUCAUCGUUUUUGGGUGUAUGCAGACGAUAAACCAUUCCGUUUAGGAAGCAACACACAACCACGUACUGAAAUUCGCAUACUUCCGGAUUACACUUCUGGAGUAUGGCAAUUCGAAGGGGUUGCCUUCAUCCCAAAUGGAACUAGCGGUGCCACCAUAGUUCAAAUCCAUGGUGCAGCCCAUGGUAACACGACAUCUUUGUUAAGGAUCUACAAUGGAGAGAUGAGAUAUUACAGUACACAAGUGAUAGAUACUAAUCUAUAUGAUAGAUGGUUUAAAGUUAAUCUAAUACAUGAUGUGGAUGGAGGAAAAGUAACGGUUUUUGUUGAUAACAAAAAGAAAUUCAAAAUACAUGAUCAAGGCCCCGGUUUGCUGUAUUUUAAAUUUGGAGUCUACGGUGCACCGAAAAAUAUUAGCUACUACAUGGAAUCGAGAUGGAAAGACGUCAAAAUUUACAAAAAGUGUUGAUGGAC
This is a messenger RNA of Lactuca virosa, 702 nucleotides long. Lineage: Eukaryota; Viridiplantae; Streptophyta; Magnoliopsida; Asterales; Asteraceae. The record is from the annotation of a GenBank genome assembly.